GCAUUAGAGUCAUAAAGAACGCUUGAACUAACGCAGAUUCUUACCAAAGCCCUCUUCAGGGCCUGGGAAUCUAUUCUAACAAGCUCAUCUUGUGGUACUGAUGCUCACAGGCAUUAAGACUAGAUUUUGGUAGGGUAGUGGUUUUCUGGGGCACCCACUUACUCUAGAAGUAAAGGUUAAGGCAAGGUGGGAUGGGAAGUGUGUCAUUACUUACAAAAUACUUUGGGGUUCAAAACUGAGACCGAACAUCAUGUGUUGGGAGUCAGAAAAUGCUUCACAGUGCUUGAGAUGAUUCUUAAAAAGAGCUCUGUUGUGUGGCUGAAACACAGGGAAUAAAGAGAAGGAGAUAGGAAGGGAGGGGCAUGGGGCCACCUGAGUCCUCAGUGUGGGCUGAGUUUCUUAAGGCAGAAAAGGAGUGAGAAAAGGUGGCCAAGCAGGCUGGAGUAGCACCCAUGGCAGAGGACUGGAUGGUAUUUAGGGGACUAAUUUUUAUUAAAGUGUUCAUCAAGUGUUGGGUCAUGUGUCAGACAUGUUACAAGGAAAUUGAACCAAAUGGUUGGACAAGACAGAUAUUAUCUUUCCCUAGUGGGGUUUUCAUCUAGUACUGGAAACAGACAUUCAACAACUGAACACAAAUAUAUCACUAUGAGAUGUGCUAUGUGCUUGAAGGAAAAGAAUAGGGAGGCCAGAACAAUGGGCAGGGUGUGUCCAUUGGGUGUGUCCCUUGAGUUAGGAAGGCCUCACAGAGCAGGGCCCCUUAAGGCUGGAAUCAACCAUGCACAGAGUGGUGGGGAAAUGUGGUUUUUGGCAGAAAGAAUACCUGGUAAACAGGCUGAGAUGGAGCAGUUUGAAAUCCUUGAGGCUAGAGAGAAUUGAGCAGAUUGGAGAAAGAGCAAAAGCAGCUUGGCUGACAUAUAGUGAUUAGAGAGUUUCCCAUGGCCAGCGCAGGCCUUGCAGGCAGUGGUGGUGAAGCACUCAGAAUUUAUUUGCAGUCCGACAGUAAAUCAUUGAAAGGUUUAAAGUGAGAGAGUGCUAGAGUCUGAUUUACAUGUUUAAAAGAUUUGGAGAACCAAUCAGAGGACAGCAAGGAUACCAACAGAGACCAGCCCAGAAGCCACUGGAGGUCCAGCUGUGAGAUGGUGAUGGUGGCUUGGCUGAGGGGGAAAGAAGUGGUGGAAAUGGUCCAAUUUAGAAGAUGAAAGAGAGGGAGAUUUCUGGUUUAUGCACCUGGUUAGGUGGAGGUGCUGUUACUCAGAUAAGAAACACUGAAGGAAGGGACAGAUUGAAGGAGGUCGGUUUUGGACACUGUUGCUUCUGAAAUGACUGGGAGACAUCUGAGUGGAGAUACCAAGCAGGUAACUGGGGAGCUCAGGGAGAGAGAUCUGGCCUCAAGUUUAUUUCACAACCCUCUCUGGUCAGUCUUCUAUCCCACCUCUUCCCCAUUCAUGGGAAAGAAUCCAUGAAUCACUAUGAUCUCAUUUGCCAGACCCAGUGGAUGGUUUUCAGUCUCAUCUUCCUCAGCCUCUGCAGCAUUUGACACAGUUGGCCACACUGUGCUCAAAAACAUCCUAUUUCUUCGGUGACACCACUCUCCUGGUCUUCUCUCUGUAUGGCUGCUUUACCAGAUUCUUGUCUACCUGGUUUAACCAAAUUUUAAUUAAAAGAGAACUCAUAUGUAAAUGUAUACAUACUUUAAUUUCACCUUUUAAAAUGUCUAUUUUUGUGUAUAUUUUAUAAACGUGGAUAUCUGUAUAGUAUCCUGUCAGUGGAUACGUAAUUUUUGUGAAGGGGUGCAUUCAAAAAAGUGCAGACCAUUCAGCUGAGUGAGAUAGUUUCUAGGUAAUUGGCCCUAUAGCUUUAAUUACAACUUGCAUACUUCUUUUUAUUUGGCCGUACCAGGUCUUAGUUGUGGCAUAUGGGAUCUAGUUCCCCAAGCAGAGACUAAAGAACCCAGGCCCUCUGCAUUGGAAAUGCAGAGUCUUAGCAACUGGACCAUCAGGGAAGUCCCUCCAUACUUUUAAAUCCAGAAUUUAUCUCUGACCCUAGUCCGUGCUAAACUCCAUACCCCUGUAGCAUCUACAGUGUAUCAUAGUGUUCAGUGGAGACCUGUAGGAAUUAGGUGAUGAGGAGAGAAAGGGGCAUCUUCCAGACCAGGGCAAGUGCUUUGGAGGCAAGAACCCCAUGCCUUCGAGACUGGAAAGGAUUCCUGGUGGCUGGCUUAAAGAUCAUGAGAUGGUCAGCAGUGAAAGAUGAUAACAGAUGGGGCCAAAUGAUGGAUUGCCUUGUGCUGAGGGGUUGGACUCUUCUGAGGGUAAUGGGGGGUGUGGUGGCUGGAGCAUUUAUAUCCAGAGGGGAGGCAUAAACUGAGGUGUAUUAGUAGAGGAUCAAAAUAUCACUUGAUUGUAAAGAUGAGGGGAUAUCCUUGGCAGUCCAGUGGCUAGGGCUCUGUGCUUUCAAUGCUGUGGGCCCAGGUUCAAUCCCUGGUUAGGGAACUAAGAUCCCACAAGCUGUAUGGUGUGGCCAAAAAAAUGAAGAGUAAAAUAAGGCCUCAGGAGAUCUCCAGAGUGCCAGUGGCAGAGCCAACAUUGGAUCCCCAGGCUCCUACCUCCCAGUCCAGUGCCCUUCAUCUAAGGCAGCAUUUGGAGUGCAGGGAACCUCUGGGCAGAGGACACCCUGACAGUCCAUAGACUGUAUCCCUAUUACCUUUGCUUUUAUCCUCCAAGUGGGUCAGACUCUUGAGGAACCAAGCUAAACAAGGCCCACGUGGUAAUUGGUAAUUACUGCACAUUGUGUCCACUUCCCACUGAACAGUCCUACUAGACAGUGGAAAGUGAAGCUAUGAGAGGUGAAGCAACUUGCCCUAUAUCCUACAGCCAAGACUGGGGAAGCUGUGAUUCAAACUCUCUUCUGUCCAAUUCCCAAAGCUAAGAUUUUUUUCUUUGUAUGUACCAAGAAACUCAAGAUUUCAGCAGUGAAAUCCUUAAUUAACAGACCCUUUAAUUUGAUAUAGUGUGUUCAGGUUACAAGUAGAUACUGAACUUGUUUUGCCUUUGGGGACUGGUAAGACUCAUUUGCUGAGUUCAGCAUGCAUAGUUCACCAGAGAAGGAGACUAGAUUAUCCUGGUAGUAAGUCAAUUGGAAAAUCAGAGUGCUUGGAGCUCAGGAUGGAAUGGGCAGGCAGGAAAUGACCAAGCAAUAAGAGUGAAGGGCCUCCUGGACCAAGUCUGAGUCAGCUUUAACUUCCCUUUUCCUUAUGUCCUAUAUCCAAGCUAUCAUGAAAUCCUGUUGGCUCAAAUACAGAACUUGAAACUGACCAUUUCUCACCACCUCCAUUGCUACUAACCUGACAGCUGGUCCAAGCCACCAUCAAAUCUCAUCUAGCUUUUUGCAAGAACUUCCCUUGAGUUCCCUGUUGAAUUCUCAAAAGGUUCCUAUGUCUGUACCUCACUUCAGAUGUGUGCUUGUGCUUAGCCACUCAGUCAUGUCUGACUCUUUGUGACCCCAUGGACUGUAGCCCAUGGGCCUACAGAGGACCUGUCCAUGAGAUUCUCCAGGCAAGAAUACUGGAGUGGGUUGCCAUGCCCUUCUCCAGGGGAUUUUCCCAACCCAGGGAUCGAACCUGGUCUCCCACAUUGCAGGUGGAUUCUUUACUGUCUGAGCCACCAGGGAAGCCCUUACUUCAGAUAUUCUAAUGUAAUUGAAAUGAAGUAGGACCCAGCCAGAGGUUUUUUUAGUUUUGUUGUUUAGUUGCUCAGUCGUGUCUGACUACGACUCCAUGGACUGUAGCUCGCCAGGCUCCUCUGUCCAUGGGAUUUGUUUAGAUUUAAUAUGUAUUUAGCCAUGAUAAGUCUUAGUUGCAGCACCUGGGAUCAUCUAUCUUUGUUGCAGCAUGUGGGAUCUUAAGUUGUGGCAUUCGAACUGUUAGUUGAGGCACGUGAGAUCUAGUUUCCUGACCAGGAAUCAAACCUGGGCCCUCUGCUUUGGGAGCGCAGAGUCUUAGCCACUGGACCACCACGGAAGUCCCAGAGGUACUUUUUAAAGCACCCCAGAUGAUUUGAACUUGUGGCUAGGGUUGAGGACCACUCUUUCAACAUGUGAAUCUCAUGUCUCCUCUCUGGCCAAAUCCUCCAACACUUUGCCUUUCAUUCAGUAGAAGCCAGUGGACUACAGGGCCAUAUGUGAUCUGGCCUCCUGUGACCUCUUUCCUCAUUCUUUUCAUUGCAGCCACAAUGGCCUUGGGUUAAUUGAACAAACAAGAUACACUUCUACCUCUGGGCCUUUGCCCUUGUCCCCUCUACCUGAAAAACUCUUCAUUUAGCAAUCUGCAUGGCUUAAUCCUCAACCUUCUUUAGGUCUGUGCUCAACCAUCACCUUGGUGACACCUUUUUAGUUCACCCUCUUUAAAAUUGCAACUCCUGCUCACCAUUCUCCUUUCCCUGCUCUAUUUUUCCUUAAAGCACUUGUUACCCUCUGACUUCUGAUGUAUUUUAUGUACAUUGUUUCUUCCUGGGGAGAUUAGGAAUUUUGUUACUUUAAAAAAAAUGCUACAUACUUUUUUUUAUUGCCUGUCUGAAAUACAGUAGGGGCUCAUUAAAUCUCCGCUGAAUAACUGAAUUUCUGUAUGUGUUUUGGUGGAGGUUGGCGCAUGGUUUGGGCCAGGUAGAAUCUGAGGCCCUAAGGGAUACAGGAGAGAGGUCUGGCACUUGGGUUUGAAGCAGAUGAUGACUGAAGGUGUAGGACCAGCCCAGAGGAACAUGGACACAGGGACAGAGGAGCCGGCAAACCUGCUUCUCCCUAUGUUCAUCUUGCUGGGUGAGACCUCCAUCUGCCUGGUCACCAGACAGGCAACAGAAGUCAUCCUGGACUCCUCACCUCCGCAUCUCACCUCUCAAGCAAGUUCUCUUAUUAUUGUCUAAAUAUAGCCAAAGUCUGCCGCUUGCCGUCUGUCUACACUCACAGCCAUCCCCUCCCCCAGACUACUGGCAACAACCCAGUCUUAGGUGCCUCUGUUCUCCACCACGCAGUUUAAAUGGUUUUCUAAAAUAGCUGACUUCCCUCCGUCGUCGGAAAAUCAGUGGGCUCCUGCUGCCCUGGGGGGCCAAAGCCCAGCUCCCACAAGGCCUUCUGCGCAUGUGGCCCCGAUUCUUAUCUAAAAGGGCAUUUCUUGCCACUAAGCCUUUAAGCCCCCAAGGCGCAGGACCCCCUCACACCUCCUGGCCUGGGCUCAGGACUCCAAGCCGAGGAAAUGAUGCCUGUUGGGGAAGGCCUGCCUGCGUCCGGGCUGCCUACUCAGCCUCCUGAGCCUCGCCUCUCACACGCUCGUUACUGACACUGUCUGGCGGCGUGUCGCGUGGCUGGGGGCGCCUGAAGUAAGUAUUGUAAUGGCAAAGUGUCCGUGUGGGUCACUGCUGCGUCAGGUAGAGAAGACGGGCAAGGUAGCCCCAAGGAGGCAGAAGGGGAGCCAGGAGCCAGUCGGAAAAGCCAAUGGGUGAGAGUGUAGGGUGCUCGCUGCGUCAGCGAGGACCGAACCGCCCUCAGGAGGAGGAGCCUGGGGUCCAGCGCCGCGCGAUCGGCCCUCGCUCCCACUAAGGGUCACUGGUCAUUCUCCGCCCGCAGAACUGGCGGGGGUCGCAGGGCUAAGUCUCACCCGGCUGCCGUCCCAGGCGAGCUUCAGCAUCGGAGCGGAAAGGGCGGGGACGCCCGCCAAGCCACGGAGUGGGUGGCCUGAGCUCUGCGGCCCCACAGGAAAGCAAGCAGGCAUUCUUUCUGCGCAGGCGCGCCGCUCUGGCCGGGAGGGGCGGGGCCUGGACGGGUCGGGGGCGGAGUCACCUCUGGGCCCGCCUCCACUAGCUCCUCGGGCCGCCGAGUGCUGGGCACCCGGGAUAUUCUAGGGGCUUCAGGUGAGCAGGGGGAACAGAGGGAUCAGGAGACCUCCUUCGAGGUCGGGUCGUCGGUCUGACUGCAGGCCCAUCUGUCCUGCCGUCUGCCAACAGCCGCCUACGCGGAGAAUGGGAGAACAAAGGGAGGGGGCGGUACUGGGGCCCCUGCGGGAAUCCAGGGUCCCAGCGCCCCCGCCUUGCCCGCUGACACUUUCGGUUUCUCCCCGAGUCAGACGCGCCGCCCUAGAGACCCUGGGCCGGCGCUGGGCGCAGCUGCCUCUCCGCGUUUGCCUGUCGGUCUUUGUGUCUGUCUUUGUGUCUGUCUGCUGUCUUCGAGCUUGCCUCCACUUCUAGAACUAAACCUCUGGGACACCGACAUCCCGCGAAUCCUCGCCCCUCUCCCAUGGCAGGCUACUUGCCCCCCAAAGGCUAUGCCCCUUCGCCCCCACCUCCCUACCCUGUGACUGCUGGAUACCCGGAGCAGGCACUGCAUCCUGGGCCUGGGCCCGGCCAGGUGUCCGGGCCCGGGCAGGCACCAGUGCCUGUCCACGUGCCUGCCCCUGCGCCGGGCUUUGCUCUCUUCCCCUCGCCUGGCCCUGGGGCCCCGGGACCAGCUGCCCCCUUCUUGCCAUUGCCAGGGGUGCCUUCUGGCCUCGAAUUCCUGGUGCAGAUUGAUCAGAUCUUGAUUCACCAGAAGGCUGAACCAGUGGAAACGGUCUUGGGCUGGGAGACCUGUAACCGCUACGAACUGCGCUCCGGGGCUGGACAACCCCUGGGUCAGGCGGCGGAGGAGAGCAACUGCUGUGCCCGGCUGUGCUGUGGUGCCCGCCGGCCCCUGCGGGUUCGCCUGGUGGACCCCGGGGACAGAGAGGUGCUGCGCCUGCUCCGCCCCCUCCACUGUGGCUGCAGCUGCUGUCCGUGUGGCCUCCAGGAGAUGGAAGUUCAGUCUCCACCGGGCACCACCAUUGGCCAUGUUCUACAGACCUGGCAUCCUUUCAUCCCCAAGUUCUCCAUUCAGGACGCUGACCGCCAGACCCUCCUGAGAGUGGUGGGGCCCUGCUGGACGUGCGGCUGUGGCACAGACACCAACUUUGAGGUGAAGACCCCAGACGAAUCCCGCAGUGUGGGCCGCAUCAGCAAGCAGUGGGGGGGCCUGCUCCGAGAAGCCCUCACUGACACAGAUGACUUCGGCCUGCAGUUCCCGCUGGACCUGGACGUGAGGGUGAAGGCUGUGCUGCUCGGAGCCACGUUCCUCAUUGACUACAUGUUCUUCGAGAAGCGAGGAGGCGCUGGGCCCUCUGCCAUCACCAGUUAGAGGCCUUCUCUGGGUGAGGAGACCAUCAACUCAACCAGAAUUCAGGAUGGUCACUCGCCCUGGCCCCUGCUCAGAGGCAGCCCCUUUCCUCCGUGUAUACUGCAGGCGAGAGACAGGGAAGCCUGUGAGGCUGGGGGGCUUGGUGCCCCAUCCCUCCCCUGCUCCCCUGGCCUCCUUCACCCUACAGAAGGGUAUGUAUGAGAGCCCUUCCCCUGCUACUUCCCACAUCUCCAGUGGUCCCUCAGCAUGCAGGCAUAUCGGCUUUCAAAUGUUCCCUACCCACUUCCUCCCAAUCCCUUCCAGGGUCUCUGCUCCAGAUGAGGCCUUAGAAUGCAGGACUCUGGGGUUUUCUGACAGGGCUGGGGGUGGAAAGGCACCAAAGAUGGCAGACCUGGCCACCCUUUCCCUGCAUCCGCUUGGCCAAUUCAUUCAGCCUCAGACGAUGGCACUCUGAGGGCAUCCUACCUCCCCACUAGGGCCAGGACCCCAGUGCCAACUUCCUCUCCCUCAGCUGGUGCUUGCUGCAACUUCCUGUGCCUUAACCACCUGUUCCUUCCCUUGUCCCAGGAAGGAAGCUGUAUCUUUUUAUGUUACAUUCGUAUAAACUUUGUAACUUUUUGCA
Molecule: messenger RNA, 7816 nt
Organism: Bubalus bubalis (water buffalo)
Lineage: Eukaryota; Metazoa; Chordata; Mammalia; Artiodactyla; Bovidae
Gene: PLSCR3
Product: phospholipid scramblase 3
Exons: 7
Coding region: 6283-7194 (303 amino acids)
Biological process (GO): plasma membrane phospholipid scrambling
Cellular component (GO): plasma membrane
Molecular function (GO): phospholipid scramblase activity
Source: RefSeq, a predicted model, not a curated record